CCCAGUGUCUCUCUCGUUUCCCCACUCGGACGACUAUCUCCCGACUCUCUCCUGCGCCUCCUAUUCUCGCCAUCUCCCUCAUCUCGCACCUCCAAUUAGCGCAGUUGGCUACGGACGGCGCGAAAGAAGUUCCACACACACACACCCUUUUCCCAUCCACCUCCACUCUCAUCUGUCCCAUCCCCCCUCCCUCCUCUCGCGUCACGAUGUCUCGCCGACUCCGCGUGCUGCUCGUGCUACUCGUGCUGUUCGCCACGUGCGCGCUGCACCUCCUCCUGCACUUCACGGCUCCCGUCGAGAGCGUCUGGGACAAGGCGACGGGAGACUGUCCCUGCGCCCAGCAGCAGCAUCAGCAGCAAUAUCGCCAUCAGCAACAUCGCCAUCAGCAGCAGCAGGACGAUGACCUCGAACAGAAGCAAGGGCUCGACCGCGAGGUCAAAUUCGCAGACGCGAAGUCACAUCGAGUUGCCUCCACCCCGUCGCCUCGUCCUCCUCAUCCCCCGUCGUCGUCGUCGUCACCAGCGCCAUCAUCGUCGUCCUCACCUCUGCUGGAGGAGCUGUUUAGACAUCCCCUGUACGGGGGCCCUGCGCGGGAGGGGAGCAAGGGCGACGUUGAUGAUGGUGAUGAUGAUGAUGGUGAUGAUGAUGGUGAUGAUGAUGGUGAUGAUGGUGAACUUCUCUUGAGUCCAGCGUCUGAGCCGCUUGACUCCGGCGAGCAGCGAGAAGACGCGUGGAUGGCUGAUGGGGAGGAGGCCCCUGCGUGGCUGCGCUUCCACCGCGGCAUCUCGCGUGGCGCCCUCUACCCACGCGCCUCUCCCGCACUGCCCGCGCUGCUGCGAGACCUCGCCCAGCAGAGGAUCGUGAGCGCCGUGAUGAAGCCGGGCGGCACGCAGCUGAAGCUGGUGAUGUCGCUGGAGAACGGGGGGGUCGCCCUGCUCAAGCCCAUGAAACAGAAUCGGGACCAGGAGACUUCCCCGGAUUUUUUUUACUUCUCCGACUUAGAGCGACACAACGCAGAGAUUGCAGCCUUCCACCUGGACAGGAUCCUGGACUUCCGCCGCGUUCCGCCCGUCUCUGGGAGGCUCCUCAACCUCACAAGGGAAAUCCGCGACAUCAGCAAGGACAAGAAGCUCCUCAAGACAUUCUUCAUCUCGCCAGCCAACAACGUGUGCUUCUACGGCGAGUGCUCCUACUACUGCUCCACGGAGCACGCGCUGUGCGGGCGGCCUGACCAGCUGGAGGCCUCGCUGGCCGCCUUCCUGCCCGACACGGCCGAGGCGCCACGCAAGUCGUGGCGAAACCCGUGGCGCCGGUCGUACAACAAGCGGCGCAAGGCCGACUGGGAGGUUGACCCCGGCUACUGCGACGAGGUGAAGCGGACGCCGCCGUACAACUCCGGCAAGCGGCUCCUGGACGUCGUCGACAUGAGCAUCUUCGACUUCCUCACAGGGAACAUGGACAGACACCACUACGAGACGUUCGAGAAGUUCGGCAACAACACCUUCCUCCUGCACCUGGACAACGGACGUGGGUUCGGGAAGCACUCGCAUGAUGAAAUAUCCAUCCUGGCACCACUCAUCCAGUGCUGCGUCGUGCGUCGCUCCACGCUGUCGCGCCUGUCGCUGUUGUCGCGCGCCCCGCUGCUGCUCAGCUCGCUGAUGCGCGAGAGCGGCGCCGCGGACCCCGUGGCCCCGCUGCUGCCCGAGGGGCACCUCGCGGCCCUGGACCGCCGCGUCGCGCGCGUCCUCUCCGCCGCGAGCGACUGCCUCGAGAAGCACGGCCGAGCGAGCGUCUUCCGCUACGGCGCCGCCGCCGCCGCUACCUCUGCUGUGGCCGUCACGGAGGAGAUGAAGAGGGGACGGCGGCACAAGCAUCAUCAGCAGAAGCAGCAGCAGCAGCGAAUUCACGAGUGGGACAAGGCGCCCAGGAACGUCGCGCGAAGGUAGCGCUGGUGGCGGUGGAGCAGCGUCGACCAGGGGCAGCAGCAGCAGGAACAAACUGUUGCACCGGCAGCAGAAGUGGUAACAGCAGCAGCAACAAUGGAGAGUAACUGCUGCAUCCUGAAAAGCAGCACAACCAGCAGCAGCAGCGAGGGUAAUAACAGCUGCGACUGCAGCAGAAGCAACAGCAGCAGCAACUGCUGCUUUUGCAACAGCAGCAGCAGGAACAGCAGCUAUGGCCCGACAACUCUUUGACUAAAUCGAAUCUCGUCAGCUGCUCCGGCGACACGGUAGCAACAGUCACGCACGCGUGCAGCAUCAUCCACAGCAUUGUCAACACAAGCAGCAGCAGCAGUAACGGCAGCAGCGACAGCCACAUUGCUCAACAGUGACCACAGCCACAACAUUCUCAAGCAGCAGGAGCAACAAAAUCAGCAGCAGCAGCAUCAGCCACAUUCCUCACACUCACAGUAGCAACAGCAGCGCCAGCAAAUCUAAGGGUGUCAAAAAGAAGUCACGAUUGUGUCACUCGAUUCUCGGUUUUGUUUUGAUGGUUUUUUGUCCUCUCCUGCGACGUUGUUCCGAUCGUGCCACCACCGGUGUCGCGUCACGAGCCUUAGAAUCCAAUCGCAGAGCGGCCCGUGGAAGCGGCUAUCACGGAGUUACUUCUGAGACUCUGUCGCGGGAGUAACGCUCGCCACACGACGGCCAGACCGACAGUCUCACUCCAGUGACGUGCAACAUCAAAAGGCAUUGUGGGUGCGUGCGUGUGUUAUGAGACCUAGAUUUGAAGCUUUCGUGACUGCAAGGAUUCAUAUUCUUAGGUUUUUUUGGGUAA
Lethenteron reissneri (Far Eastern brook lamprey) is the source of this 2778-nucleotide messenger RNA. Its product is annotated as extracellular serine/threonine protein kinase FAM20C-like. Gene Ontology annotation, cellular component: Golgi apparatus. Gene Ontology annotation, biological process: enamel mineralization; protein phosphorylation. The record is from RefSeq and is a predicted model, not a curated record. Lineage: Eukaryota; Metazoa; Chordata; Hyperoartia; Petromyzontiformes; Petromyzontidae. Gene Ontology annotation, molecular function: phosphotransferase activity, alcohol group as acceptor.